Molecule: messenger RNA, 2092 nt
Organism: Quercus robur (English oak)
Lineage: Eukaryota; Viridiplantae; Streptophyta; Magnoliopsida; Fagales; Fagaceae
Exons: 7
Coding region: 332-1771 (479 amino acids)
Molecular function (GO): glycosyltransferase activity
Source: RefSeq, a predicted model, not a curated record
AAUCUACAAUUUUGUGAUUCUGAAACCGGAAACUUGAAAAAACGCUCCUCCCCUCUCUCAAAGAGUCAAACAGCGUUAAUUCAUUUCAUACUUCACGCACAGUAGUGUUUUCAUUCAUUCCAAUUCCAUUUGCCUAUUCUGUUCCAAGUUCCAAAACAAAACAUCGAAUAAAAACAACCACAGUCAAAAAACGCAUUCCAAUUUCAAAACCCAAACCCCUCUUUACACUUUACAAGUGUCCAAUCCACAUAGCCAAAUGUGCAAAGUCUCCCAAUUCGAAACCCUAAAAUGCCGAAGCUCCUCGUAACGAAGCUCGCGCGAAACCCUAGAAAUGGCGAAGCAGCUGCAGCACUCGCACUCCAACGGUUCUGGUUGGGCGUCGUUGCACUUUCACAAGCGAUGGCUCUUGCCUCUCCUUCUUAUGCUCUCCAUCUCCACCUUGAUCGCCUUCUUCAUCAGAUCCGCCUUCGACUCCUCCUGCGAUCGGAGCCACCUCUCUGUAUUGGAGAAGCCGGGUAACAUUAAAUCGGCCUCGCCGAUCGGGAACACGCCGAGUCCACUCGCUUUCAUGAAGUCCAAACUCGUCCUCCUUGUCUCGCACGAGCUCUCUCUUUCUGGUGGACCAUUGUUGUUGAUGGAGCUGGCAUUUUUGUUAAGAAGUGUUGGUACCGAAGUUUGUUGGAUUACAAUCCAAAAGACAUCAGAAGCAGAUGGGGUGAUAUAUAGUUUGGAGCAUAAGAUGUUGAACCGAGGAGUGCAGGUCUUCUCUGCCAAGGGUCAGGAAGCUAUAGACACCGCUCUUAAAGCUGAUUUGGUUGUUUUGAACACAGCGGUUGCUGGAAAAUGGCUAGAUACUGUUCUCAAGGAAAAUGUUCCUCGUGUUCUCCCGAAGGUGUUGUGGUGGAUCCAUGAAAUGCGAGGUCAUUAUUUCAAAUUGGACUAUGUUAAGCACCUUCCUUUGGUUGCUGGUGCUAUGAUUGAUUCACAUGUAACAGCAGAAUACUGGAAGAAUAGGACCCAAGAGCGCUUGAGGAUUAAAAUGCCUGAGACCUAUGUUGUUCACCUUGGAAAUAGCAAGGAACUUAUGGAAGUUGCUGAAGAUAGUGUAGCUAAAAGGGUUUUGCGUGAACAUGUCAGGGAGUCUCUUGGAGUGCGAAAUGAAGAUUUACUAUUUGCCAUCAUAAACAGUGUAUCACGUGGAAAAGGCCAGGAUCUGUUUCUGCGUUCAUUCUAUGAAAGCUUGCAAUUGAUCCAAGAAAAGAAGUUGCAGGUGCCAACAAUGCAUGCAGUAAUUGUUGGAAGUGACAUGACUGCUCAGACUAAGUUUGAAUCAGAAUUACGUAAUUUUGUAGUGCUGAAGAAAAUUCAAGAUCGAGUUCACUUUGUAAAUAAAACUCUAACAGUAGCCCCUUAUCUAGCUGCGAUUGAUGUUCUUGUGCAGAAUUCCCAGGCACGUGGAGAGUGCUUUGGUAGGAUAACCAUCGAAGCUAUGGCAUUUCAGCUGCCUGUUCUGGGAACAGCGGCAGGUGGCACCACAGAGAUUGUAGUGAAUGGGACAACAGGUUUGUUGCAUCCUAUUGGGAAAGAAGGGAUUACUCCGCUUGCCAAAAAUAUUGUCAAACUCGCUACUCAUGUUGAGAGGAGGCUCACGAUGGGGAAGAGAGGCUACAAGAGGGUCAAAGAAAUGUUUUUAGAGCACCACAUGGCUCAUCGAAUUGCUGCAGUUCUGAAGGAAGUGUUGCAUAAGUCAAAGACCAGCUCACAUUCUUGAUGCUUUGGAAGGCCCCUUAACUGUCAAGUAGAACCCUACGUGUUAAGCUAAAUUGAGAGAUCAAUAUUCUUGUGGUAAUGGCCAAAACCUACCCCAGGUUGCCCUCUAUACUCCGAAUUUUGAAAGGGCUGUAGAUUGUGUAUAGAUAAGAAAUUGAGCUAGUGGCCUGUUCAUAUAGUUUUUGUAUAGCAUGGGAAAUUUUUAUUCUUAUAGUUUGUCAUCUCAUGGCAAUAGGUCAAUGAUUUGAAACUGAUUUCAAAAUUACAAAAUGCUUCUCCUUAUUAUUUUCUAAUUGCUAUGGUGUGCUUGAUUAAUGCAUCA